This is a messenger RNA of Camarhynchus parvulus, 890 nucleotides long. Its product is annotated as ras association domain-containing protein 6-like. The record is from RefSeq and is a predicted model, not a curated record. Bases 21 to 890 code for a protein of 289 amino acids. The transcript is spliced from 9 exons. Gene Ontology annotation, biological process: signal transduction. Lineage: Eukaryota; Metazoa; Chordata; Aves; Passeriformes; Thraupidae.
GAUUCCUCUCUUCUGAGUAAAUGAAGAAAGUGACUAUGAAGGCACAGCAUCUGCCUUCUGUUUUCAUCAAUGAAGAGAAGUUCGUAACCAGAGAGCACCUCAGUUAUCUUCUGAAGAAUUAUAACUCUUACUAUUCAGAUCAAGAGAAUCUGCAACUGACAUAUAAUCAGCAGGAAGGAAGCACCCCCUUCAUUGAAGGAAUCCUCUCAAUAUUCUGGGGUGUGUGGCAUCCUAUCAGAUUAAAGAUUCAGGAUGAGAAGCAGAUACCCUCUUUUGUAACCCUGAAGUCAACAGAGAAUGUGGGCUUUUUCCCCGGUAAAAGGGGAAUGACUCGCUGGGGAGAGUUUGCUGACCUCCAUCACAUCAGCGGGGAUACACUGAAAUCUACUGAGGAGCAGGCAGACCUCGAGCAAAGUUAUCCACGCUAUGAAAGUCACACUCUCAGGUCCAGGAGGGAGCAGGAGCUCGACUGUGCCACCCUGCCCCGCAGCAGCAGCGAUGCCGCGGCCGUGCGCAGGAGGACCAAGCUCCCCACCAUCACCAGGACAGAAGUAGAAACUCACAGGUUCUCUAUCAAUGGCCACUUCUACAACCACGAGACAUCAGUUUUCACUCCGGCUUUUGGGUCAGAAACCAAAAUAAGAAUCAACAGCCAGAUGAGGAGCAGACAAGUGAUAGAGCAGUUGCUUCGGAAGUUUAAGAUAGAAAACAGCCUCCAUGAAUUUGCACUUUACAUUAUCCAUGCAUCUGGAGAUUCCAUAAUUAAUACUGACUACACACAGAGUGGGGUCUUCAGAAAAUUUGGAUCCUCAGGGUACACACGAGAGAAGAGGCUGAUCCAGCAGCACCUGCGCAGUCGGAGCGUUCAGAAAACAGAGACCACGGUGUGA